This is a messenger RNA of Myripristis murdjan (pinecone soldierfish), 2753 nucleotides long. RefSeq names its product TRAF3 interacting protein 2a (gene traf3ip2a). The record is from RefSeq and is a predicted model, not a curated record. The transcript is spliced from 10 exons. Bases 113 to 1423 code for a protein of 436 amino acids. NCBI's taxonomy places the organism in Eukaryota, Metazoa, Chordata, Actinopteri, Holocentriformes, Holocentridae. Gene Ontology annotation, biological process: positive regulation of canonical NF-kappaB signal transduction; humoral immune response.
GAAUGCUUCCUGUUUGCCUCAGAACAGGUUUGUACUUUGGCUGAAGGAUAGGCUCCUCUGACAACAGUUCACCGGCGGCAACAGACACACAACGCUUGUCCUCAGCAAGAAAAUGGACACCUUUAAAGGCCCUUGCCCUCAUCGAAGUUUUCCAGUUGAGACGGAUGAAAGCAUGACAUCCUCCGCUCUGGACUUGGCCUGGCCCGCCUCUUGCCAGCAGUGCUCUCAGCUUACAGAGACCAAUAACAGGACAGGGGACAGGAGCGUCAAACUGACUGAGGUGGCGAUGGGCGGCGUUGGCCAGUGGAAAGAAGAACCCACAGAGUCCUGCUACCUUGGCCCUAAACCUGCUUUUGACCCUGCAACCUACUCAGGAGUAAUGCAAAUCCCUCAUCUCGCAGGUGUUUGGCCCCGUCCCAGCGCAGAGGGGUGUGUGUAUGACCGUAACGCCCCCGUUCACCCUGUUAGAGGUUUCACAGCCUCUCCAAACUGGCCUGAGGAGAACGCUAUUGAGGACACUGAGCACUUGGAGCCUCCUUUCCCACUCAUGUCUGACUUUAAUAACAGACACUACGCCCUGCCACAAUGCACCGCCGCUGCACGUAUACCUGGCCAAGAUGCAGCGCAGGAGAGCUGUGUCAGACGGGGUGCAUGCCAGCUGCCGGCGAAUCUCGCCCAUCACACUCAUAAUAAUUGUUACUGUAAUCGUAAUUACCCUGCGGAUCCUCACCGGGAGCUCCAGCACCCCCCUCCAUCCUGGAUUCCCACAAACAACAGGCUGCAACAGAGAGAUAUCCCAAACACCCCCAGGGUAGAUGUGCCUCAAUCUGCAGGACAUCCCAGAGAGGUCAUGCGUGAGGCCAGCGUGCAUCUGUCCCGCCAGGGUCCAGCAGCAACACAGGAGAUGAGGAGGACCAUCAGCCUACCUGAGCAGUGCAGAAACGUUUUCAUCACAUAUUCGGCGGACACAGCAAAAGAGAUCAUUCCUUUCACCAAAUUUCUGAUUGAUCAGGGGUUCAAACCAGCGAUUGAUAUCUUUGAUAAUCCAAUCAUAAGGAUGGACAUCACCAAAUGGAUGGACAGCUAUCUGAAUGAUAAAUCAGUGCUGAUCAUCGUGGUCAUCAGCCCCCAGUACAAGCAGGACGUGGAGGGAGUUGGUGAUGAUGAACAUGGUCUCCACACCAAGUACAUUCACAAUCAAAUCCAAAAUGAGUACAUCCAGCAACGCUGCCUCAAUUUCAGACUGGUACCAGUACUGUUUCCCACUGCAACCAAGAAGCAUGUUCCCAACUGGCUCCAGAGCACCAGGAUCUACCGCUGGCCCCAGGACGUCCAGGACCUGCUGCUCCGCCUGCUGAGGGAGGAGCGCUACAUCGCCCCCCGCCUGGGAAGGGACCUCACCCUCACCGUCCGACCUCUGUAAAGAGGAAAAAAAUCCAGACGCACCAAGACAAAAGCAAAUAUGAACCAGUAAUGAAUAGUUUUAUUCUGUUAGAGUUUUUCUUCUCCAUGCUUCAACACCAACAGUGAUUCUUGAAGCACCAUCUCUGAAGCCAAUGCAUUGACCAAGUGUGCCAAACUGCAUGCAUGCUCUCUGCUUCACACUCAAUUUGUCAGUUUACAGCACACUUUUUUUUUUUUUUUUUUUUUUUUGGAAAACUGUAAACAUUGGUCUCUAAGUUGCUACACUAUUUUGCCAGUUGCCUUAUGUGGAAACACUUUUAGAUAAUGAGUUCUCUCACAAAUCAGUGCUUGAGCGCUAAAAAUAGUUCACAAGUUCACAUUUGGUUUGGACAAUAUUGGACUGAGAGUAAGAGAGGUGAGAACUAGUGGAGGAAGAGGAGGAUGAGGAGGUGAAGAAGUACAGAGGAGGAGGUUUUUCAUUCAUGUUGUCAGUGUGUAGUUGGUGCCUCAUGUGCUUAAUUCACAUAAUGAUUUGUUUGACUCAAAACACAAUUUUUUAAAAGAUUUUGAAGAGUUUUGUGAUUAUGUGCUUUUGCAAGCGAUGGAUGAUGUUUGGCUGAUUUGGUGUAAGGUUUUGUGGUUAGUGUGUAGAGUUUUGCAAUUUAAAAAAAUGCUAUAGUUUCAGAGAUGAUGCUUAUGUAAUCAGAAAAAACCUGUAAAACCAACAUGCUUCAGAUACACGUCUAUUUCACAAACCUCAGUGAGGGCUGUUGCAGCUGAAGCAUGUUUGGUCGAUUUGUUUUUCAUUUCCAUUUGUUCUUUUGAUGCAUGAUAAACGCACUUUUUAAAAAAUGUUUCAGACCUCAGCACCUCUCAGUCUUUUUAGGAUUUUAAUUUAGGAUAAGAUUACAGCACACACUCAGGGCAUACAUUACUGUAAUAAGGCAUCUGUUUGCGUAUGGCAUAGAUUUAACCAUAAGGUGGCAGUGUGUCCUAAUUAAUGAAUGCACUCCCAUUGUUAGUUGGGUUUCCUCCUUGUGGGAACUGCUUUCAUCUCCAGAUUGUAUUAUGAAUGGUUUGUUUUGUAUGCUAUUUUCCUGUGUACUGUCUUUGAAAUAAAUGUAAAGUUUCAGCUAAUUGACAGGGAUAUCUGACUUUAAUAUGGGAAGCCGAUUUUGUAUUGUGAUUGUGCUUAAAACAACUGGAAUUGGAAACAAAUUUUGAUUUAGGAUCUAUAUAGGGGCCAGAGGAAGUCAAAGUCUUGUAAGGGGAAUAUCCUGCCCGCUCCAACUCGCUGAUAAGCCACCAGGCUAAGAGACAUCAGUCCUCUGCUGACACAAGAGCUUUCA